AAGCCUCGCCCACAGCCGGGCCUGCCCGGGUCUCGUCCCCGCAGCUGUGCGCGCAGUGCCGGCCAUGGCGGUGUGGUACUGCCCGCUGUGCCGCCGCACCUCCUUCACCGGCCGCCGCCAUCUGUACAGCGCCGCGCACCGGCGGCGGCUGCAGGAGGCGCUGGGCCGGUUGGAGGAGGAGGUGGCGGCGGCGCGGGCGGCGCUGGGCGAUGUGUCGGUGCGGCGGUACGACCCGGCGGAGCACGAGCGGAGCGUGUGGUGUCUGUGCUGCGGCCGCGGCGUCAGGAGGGACGGGCGGAGCGGGGCGCUGGCGCUGCCACACGCCGGGAUCCUGCAGCACUUGGCCGGGGCUGAACACCGGCGGGAGACGGCGCGAUUCUGGAGGGAGAACCGCGCGGACGCGGCGCUGCGGGAGCGAUUCGUGGUGACGAAGGAGGAAUUUGAGCGGUUCGCAGCCGCGGUGGAGAAGGCGGUGGGAGCGUAUGAGGAGCGCGAGGAGCAGAACAUCCGCCAGAUGGCGGCCCGCAUCCGGGAGGCGGAGCGGAGGCAGCGGGACGUCGUUAGUGCGGCCCUCGAGCCUCCAACAGAGACACAGCGCUGUGUGGGACCGCCCGGCUGCAGCUCCACCGCGGGACCCUCCCGGGACACUUCUGGCUGUGCUGAGCUUCCAGGCCCAAGUGUGAUGCAGACAGGACCAGAUUUCAGUUGGAUGGAAUCAGGCCAGGCUUUGACCUUCAUUGGCCACCAGGAAACGGAAGGGAAAGGAAACAUUCAUACAGGAGCAAAACCUCCCUGGCUGACAGAUGAAGAUGAGGAGGAUGGAAGCAAACAACAAAUCGGACCUUCAUAUGAGGAAUUCCUCAAGCAGAAGGAGAAGCAGAAGCUCAAAAAGCUCCCAGCAGAGCGUGUUGGUGCCAAUUUUGACCACACCUCCCAGACAGGUGACAGCUGGCUUCCUUCCUUCGGCCGGGUUUGGAAUCAUGGCAGGAGGUGGCAGUCCAGGCAUCAGUUUAGAGCCGAAUCAGGAGCGAAGAAGAAGAAAAGGUGAUCAGGAGAAGAACACAACAACCCAAGCUCUGAUCUCUGUGAGGUGGAUUACAGACAGCUGUACCUUCUGUCCAUGCCAGGCUUUUUGGUACUCGUGUAUUUAUGUUCACAUGUAGAUGCAUUCAGAAAGAUGAGAUUGCUAUGGAUGUGAUGAGUUGACCCCCAUUACUGAAAGCUAUGUAGCAAGGUGGAUGCUGCAGCAGAUUCACUCUCCCUCUAAAGGACACGUAGCAUGUUAUCUAGGCAUUAAUUUCUGAAGUCAUAUACACCACAAAGGCUGAUCCUGCCAGCAGGGACAGUCCAUAGCCCAGACAGUGCCUUCAUAGACAGGAAUUCUACCUUACACAGUGUGUCCUGCCAUGUCCUUUGUUGCAUUUUAGCAUAUGUCCUUAAAUAAAUUAAACUCAUUGAAAAAUCCAGUUGUGCCUCACACGAAGGGUAACUGUAAGUGACCUUUAGCAGAAAGGAAGACUCAAUUUUUUUUUUGUAUGGACAGCCAUCGCUCUAAAUAAUGUUCUCUGCUUUAUUUUAAGGCUGUUAUCUCCAUUGAAUGUGUCUCUCAUCACCCGCAGCAGCUGGUGAUCUGAAAAGUCUCCCCACUGUAAAAUAAAGCUUAUGAGGCAUCUGUGGUGCUUUAUAAAGGCAAUGAAAAUAUCUGACAAAAAAUGGCUGGUAUAACAACAAGAUAAACCCCAAUGUGUACCUGGAUCUACCCUGAGUUGACGCAUUAAUAAUGAAACACACGCAUUUUAGAGAAAGAAAACAAAAUAAUUAUUUAACUAAUUUUAUUGUAUGUAUCUGUAUAUGACAUCGCUGAAGAGGUCGCUGUAGAACCUGCAAAGCAAGAAGUCCCAAAUCAGACCAGCAAUUCACAGAAUCACAGAAUUAUCAAGGUUGGAAAAGACCUAGAAGAUCAUCUAGUCCAACCAUUCCCAAUACAUAUUCCUCAACACCACAUCCAAAUGUUUCUUGAACACUCCCAUGGUCAGAGACUCCACCACCUCCCUGGGCAGUGCAUUCCAAUGCCUGACUACCCUUUCCAAGUAAGUUCAACUUACUGGGAGGCUCUGCUUAAAGAAGAGCAAUCAGUCAUAGCAUGCUUUGGCAGCAAGGCUGUAUGAUCUACAGUCCACAGUGCUGGGAGAGAUCAUGCUGCUCCCCCCAUUGAGCAAUGCAGACAAAACAGUACAUUCCUGGAAGGUUAAUGUUGCCAGAAAUUCCACCCUAAAAGUCAGUGCAGGUAACAGUCUCUGAAUGGAUUAGAGAAGGGACCACCCCCAAGCAACAUGGACUCACACCUCACAACCUUCACGCUGCUGCCGCAUGCAGCUGUUUGCUCGCCUUGGAUGUGGUAAAACCCAGCACAUGAACAGUCUGCUCUCACCUUUCUACGCAUCCUCCCCUGCAGCAGGAGCAUCUCCACCUUUUGUGUUCCUGGUGUAGAUCACUUGGGCUCGGUGCUUAGACACCAGUUUGAUCAAACCUGUGAAGGAGGCAGUUGGAUGCACAUGUACUGCACGAUGCCAGGACACUGUGCUGCCCUGGGCCAUUGUAAUGCAGCAAGCCAAAAGAUUAUGACUGAAAACACCACAGAAUCACAGAAUGACCCGGGUUGGAAGGGACCUCAAGGACCAGGUAGUUCCAACCCCCCUCUCUAGCAGGGCCACCAAACAUACACCUUUACUAGAUCAGGUUGCCCAGGGCCCUGUCCAACCACCAGGGUUCAUGAUACUUAACACUACAGACUGGUCUGUUUCCACUAGAAAGAAUGGAAUCACUGUUAUGUGAAUAAUGACUGAGCACAUAUAUGCACAUUGGCUUUUGUUUAAGACCAGGAGUGGCAGCGUUAGAGCCUGUUUGAACAGUAUCUUAGCACAGCAUUACCACUAAAUGCAUCAGAGCCGUUGGAGUAUUGAUGAAGGCAGUAACUUUUGGAAAACACACCAAACUGUGUACUUAAUGUGCAGCAUAAAGCCUUGUAAAGCACUGAUGGAAACCCCUAGUCUAGAGCUCUGUGCUUACCUUUCCCCAGCAGCUCCUGCAGAGCAGCCCUGGCCAGAGAGCCUCGAAUCUUCAGCCUUUCUGAGACCACAGCCGGCGUGAUGAGCUUGUAGUUGGGCACCUCUUUGCACAGCUUCUCAUAGGUGGCCUUAUCGAA
Molecule: messenger RNA, 3205 nt
Organism: Coturnix japonica (Japanese quail)
Lineage: Eukaryota; Metazoa; Chordata; Aves; Galliformes; Phasianidae
Gene: CENATAC
Product: centrosomal AT-AC splicing factor
Source: RefSeq, a predicted model, not a curated record